This is a messenger RNA of Macrobrachium nipponense, 1160 nucleotides long. Its product is annotated as coiled-coil domain-containing protein 103-like. Gene Ontology annotation, cellular component: outer dynein arm. Gene Ontology annotation, biological process: epithelial cilium movement involved in extracellular fluid movement; inner dynein arm assembly; determination of left/right symmetry. The record is from RefSeq and is a predicted model, not a curated record. NCBI's taxonomy places the organism in Eukaryota, Metazoa, Arthropoda, Malacostraca, Decapoda, Palaemonidae.
GUUCCCACUUAAAACCAGUUGAUCGAAGUGAUAAAAGUAAAGUAAGACCUUCAAUCUGGAAUUCGUUAGCAUCAACAGCAACAAAGAAAAGUAGCAAAUCGUCCCCUCAGGAUACUGAGAAUUCUGUGUACCCAACUGAUGUACAAUAUGGAUGCCAGUCUGGUUCCGGCGAGUCGAAUUUGGCUUCGCCGUCCUUAUCGUAUAGAAGAUUAUCUUCAGUACCAUCCAUGGCAUUAGAAAUUCCACAUUUUGAUGUGAAUAACCCCCCAAACACUACAGAGGGGUUAGUUCAACUCUGGGAACGUUUAGACCUUGCUGAGAGACUUGAACUCCUUCGUAAUUUGCCAGUACAGGCUACAGAAAAGCUUGCAGCAGGGUUGGUUGCUGGCAGCCUUUUAGGCGAUGCUAUCACUACACUCCUAGCUUUUACACCAACUGUCAAUGACGUUGUGAUGGUUGUCAACAUGCUGCAGGCUCUUACUUUAGCUAAAAGGUUUGCACUGAGUGUGACACUUGUUUGUGGAGAGGAGCGCUGGGCAUGGGGACGGUUGUUGGAGAAACUACAGUUGGCUCUUUCAGAAAGGCCACAAGAUCUAGCAGAAUUGAAUGUGACAGAAUGGACUUUGGCACAACUCAAACUGAAGUUCAACCUCUAAAGUAUUACAUACAGGGAAUUUCUGUACUUAGGAUAAGGACUUGAACAUUUCACUAGUUUAUUUCAAGUAUUAGAUCUCACAUUCAUCAAAGAUAUAAUUGUAUUGCAUGUUCGCUAUAGCAGUAGCUGUAUGUUGUAACUGUAUUUAUUGUUUAGUCUAUUUAUAUCAUACUGCGGUAGCUAUAACAUUUGGUUCAUUACAGUUCAGGGUUCCAUACUUUUAAGAUUUAUUGCCGGUAUUAAUUAGUAUGUAAGAGUUCUCCAAAGGCAACUACUUCACCUUGUACUUUAAAACAGUAUCAUUUACCUUCAUGCUCAAUUUUUAGAGCAUGAAAACAGAAAUCAGGUCGAUCAACUAUUAGUUAGUUUCCUGAGAUAAAGUUCAAUUACAGUAUAUUUUUGUUAUGCAUAUUGGCUUUGUAUGCAAUUUAUAUGAUAUUGUGAUAUAUGUGAUUAUAUUACAGUGUAGUAUCAGUUAAGAAAUAGAAUACAAAAGAAAAUGAAA